GCUUAUACGAGCCAGUCACUAGCUAAGGAAGGUUGAUUCAUAUGGCUUAGCAUUUAAGAGAUAUUAAUCAAUAGCUAGUUUGCAGCCACAAAUUUAAAUACCGGAUUUAUAUGCAGAGCAGCCAGGUUUAGUGAUCUUGGCACACAUAAGAGAAAAUGGCAACUUUUACAGUGCAGAAGCUGCUGAGAUACAACCCUGGGUCACAACUGAAAUAUGAAUUAAACAAAGCUGAUGAACUAAUAAGCUUAAGCUUCCAGACCAGUCUGAUGUCAAAAGUGUUUUUUCAGUACCCAGAAAUGCUACUGCUAUUACAGGCCCACAAUGGAAAGGGGAAAUCCUUAUACAUUUUCUUAGUGGAUGGUCCCCGUUUGACAUCCAAAAAUAAUGCAUCAAAGAUUAUGCAUAUUGCAGUUCCUAAAAAUGAAUCCCCUGAAUGCCUUGUAAAAAUGUUCAGUCAUUUUAAAGACUUCAACCCUAACUGGUUAAUGAUAAAAAUCUUUCUUGUGGACCCAAACUUUAUAGGUAUGGAAGCUAUUAUCAAAGUGUUCCCUUCUGUAGAGAUUGUACCCUCAGCAUUCCAUAUAUGCCGAAAGUUGCAGCAACAUUUUUACAUUUCUGCUGACAUCCACGGUUUGCUAGUAAAUAUCCUGAGAAAAGCUAUGUGCUCAGCCACAGGGCAGAACCUCCACAGUUUGUACACACUGAUCCAUAAGUUUGCAAAUAAGGAUUUGUUGAAGAAAAUGAAUGUUGAAUUGCUGUUGGUGGAUCGUGUCUGGGCCCUCCAUCGCUGGAGAAGUAAAUAUGAAUCCUAUUUGUAUUACCAGAACAUGGAAGCCACAUACUGUGAGAUCACUCAAAUAUUUGGUAAAAACCUCACUUUUGAGAGCAACAUCUGUGCUCUGGGUAAAUACAUCCAGGACCAAACUGUAGACUGUGGUGUGCCUGAUGUGCGUUCCUGCAGACCUCAUGAACUAGACUUGCUGAAGUGCACCCCAAAUGAAGCAGUUGUUGAUGGGGAUGCUGCUAAUGAAACAGAGACUGAAGUACUAAUACGCAAUUCUCUAGACCGCAUCUGUAUUCCUGCAGCUUUCAAACUUUGCUCAAAAGAGUUGUCCAUUGCUGUGAAGUCUGAGAAAUUGUUUGACACACAGAAUGGUGAUAUGAACAUUACAUUGCUAGAAACCCCCCAGCAUUUAUCAAAUAACCUGAAAUCAUGCACUUGUUACUUUAACCAGUUCCUGCAGCUUCCCUGCCGCCACAUCCUGACUGUGCUCGUCACCAGCAAAAAGCCUGUAGAACCAGUAAUGAUUCCAAGUUUCUGGCGUAGUGAGAGUAUUGAGGAAGAUACAACAGUUCAGUUAUCAGCAGAUAUCUUAGAAAUAUUGAAUUGUGAAAGUAAAGACAACCAUGAAAAACAAUUUAGCAUAGACGAUGUGACAAACCAGAUUGCAAAGUCCCUGGCAGAGUGCAGUGACGAGCAAUUCCAGAGACGAUAUAAUAUGCUAAGGGAGUUGGCUGAUGCAUGGAUAGGGCCAUAUGAGCAGGUUAAACUGUAGCGUAGGCCACCUAAUGCAACUUGCCUUGUACAUAACGCAACUGAACACUUGGUCAACUGUAAAGGGUGAAAAAUCCCAUCUGACCCAGUCAUUUGACAGUUUUUCAGCAAGAUGACAAGGGGAUGAGAUCUUAAAGGGACAUGAAACUCAAUUUUUUUUCUUUCAUCAUUCAGAUAGAUCAUGCAAUUUUAAACAUUUUACUUAUAUUAACACAUUUUCUUCAUUCUCUUUGUAUCCUUUGUUGAAGAAGCAACAAUGCACUACUGGUAGUUGGCUGAAAAACAAUGACAAGAGGCAUAUACGUGCAGCCACCAAUCCACAGCUUCAAAGUCUACCUAUGUAUACUUUUCAACAAAGGAUACCCAGAGAAUGGGAAAAAAUACAUAAUAGAAAUAAAUUGGAAGGUUCGGUAUCUGAAUCAUGAAAGGAAAAAAAAUUGGUUCCAUGUCUCUUUAAGAAGGUGUGACAUGUAGACAUCCCUAUAAAAUAUUAUGGGGACUUUAUUUUUUUAAUUUGUGAAUAGCAUAUCUAUAUCGGCAAGUAAGCAUUGUAUUGCAAAAUAUCUGCUUAUAUAAUAAAUGUGUUUUAAAAGUG
Bombina bombina (fire-bellied toad) is the source of this 2150-nucleotide messenger RNA. Its product is annotated as zinc finger SWIM domain-containing protein 1. The transcript is spliced from 2 exons. NCBI's taxonomy places the organism in Eukaryota, Metazoa, Chordata, Amphibia, Anura, Bombinatoridae. The record is from RefSeq and is a predicted model, not a curated record. Gene Ontology annotation, molecular function: zinc ion binding. Bases 156 to 1556 code for a protein of 466 amino acids.